CGCACCUCGCGGGGGUUACCAUAGCUACGGUGCACACAGCAUUUCGGUCUCCGUAGUCGGUCCUGGCUGGCCGCAGGGAAGAGCCGGCACCAUGAAUCACGUAGUGACCAUCGAAGAGCCCCAGGCCAAGCCGCAGGUGUCUCAAACCCGGUGCGGAGGGAGGUCGGGGACCUGGGGCAAAGUCUCUGCCAAUCGAACAUAUGAUUUCCUAUACGAUCCAUUGUUUAUCAUGUCAAGUGAGAAAGACCACAACCAGGCAAAUAUUCAGGCCACCCUGAUUCGAAGCAAACUGAGAAGGGUUCCCAGGUAUAGAACCAUGUUCAGUAGCCUGAUUCAUUAUCCAAGAUAUUCUGUGUAUUGGAGCAAGGCAGAUCCUGUUCCAUCAUUCAUCAGUCAGGACUGGAAGGGACAUGAGGAGAGACACAAAGAAGCCCUCCGGAAACUUGCUGUAACUGACACUUCUUUUCAGAUGCCUAAAGAAGUUUAUGAAGAUCCUGAUGUUACUGGAAAGAAUCGCUAUAAAUAUUUUGAAAGGCCUUUCCUUCCAUUUUAUCAACAGAUGCCAUUCAAUGUUGUUUUUGCAUCAACCAGGGCAGAGCCAUAUACUUUUCCUCCUCCUUCUACUAAGUACCUCUCCAUUCCUUCAAAGUAUACUGUGGGCACUCAGACUGAUUAUCGCGAUGCCGAAGUUCAAACAGACCCGUAUUCUCCAGAAUACAUAGUAUGUCAGGAUUCCAUCCCUGAACUGCUGACCCUGGCUACUCUCACUUGGGGUCGAGGUCUCCCGGCAGGACAAGCUGAGGUAGAGAUGAUAGAACGUGCCCGGGAGAAGCGUGCUUGGGAAGCCACUCUCCCUCCAUUGAGUGACACCUCCCAGUUUGAGAAGAGGAGGAGGAUGAUGAAUGCCAUGGAGAGGAAGGAGUGGGCCUUCAGAGAGCAGGAGAUCGAAAAACUGCAGGAGAUUCGCCUGGAAGUUCUAAAAGAGCUGCUGAAGAAGCGUGAUGAGAAUCAAAAUGAAGUAAACAUGGCGUGCUUGAAUGCCCAGUGGUCUAAACUGCAGGAGGUGAAGGAGGCAAAGUUGGCACAGAUUCAACGCACACAUGUAUCAGCAAUCAGAAAACUUUUGGGAAAGGGAAAGAAUAUAGAAGGGAAGUUGGAGAGAAGAAAUAUCAUCAAGGAUUAUUCUGAUUAUGCAUCACAGGUCUAUGGACCUCUAUCUCGCCUUGGUCGUUUCACAGACAACAACUCAGAGGACUUUGUAGUAAAAAACCACUAUCUCAACACCUAUGAAGGAUUAGUCGAACUUGAGUCAUGUCUCCCAGAAUUUGUGACACAACCCCGAAUCAGACCUCCAAAACCAAAAGUCACUACCACCAAAGAUGGUUUUCUAAAGAGGGCUGCAAGGAUGGACCAUGAGUUGGCAGAGGUUCAUAAGGCACUGUUGGAAAAGAAGAAUAAGGGCCUCGAAGCAAAGAAACCAAUGCGUUUUCUUCAAAGAAAGCCAAUACCUCAACCUCGACUUCCAACUCCAACUUUGGAGUUGAGUUCCAAUGAAGAAGAAGAUAUAGAAAUGGCUGUGAUCUACCUUCAAAAGUUACUCCGGGGCAGAGUCGUUCAGAACAUGAUGUUUGAAGGGAAAGAGAAGCGGCUGGAGUUGAUCCAGGAGCUGCGCACCAGCCACGCACUGCAGGAAGAGGACAGGCUGGUGAAGAAAGCCGAGAAGCAGGUGACCCUGGCCUUGCAGCGACAGAGGAACUUGCACGAGCACAAGGUGUCACUGGUUGAAAACCAUUUGGCCGGACUGGAAGGAUGGGUGCUGGCAGACAUGUCUGACUUCCUGUCCAAAGAGCUGGUGAGACUGCAGGAGGAGAGGAGGGUCCAUGCCCUGGCCAUGCUGGCCGAGCGGCAGCGCAGGGUGCGUGAAGCCGAAGAGAGUGGCCGGCGCCAGGUGGAAGAGAGGCGCCUGCAGGAGGAGGACCAGAUAUUUAAGGAGGUAAUUAAAGUUCACCAAAGUACUGUGACUUCCUAUCUGGAGGAUAUAAUACUGAACACUGAAGAGAAUACUGCAGAAGAACAAGCCAGGGCAGAAAUAGAGAAGAUGGCUGAGGAAAUCAAUGACAUUGCUUAUGAAAUGGAAAGCCGUCGAACUCAGCUUCAGUCAGAGGAGAUUGUUGCCGAGUUGGUUUAUAGUUUCCUGAUCCCAGAGGUGCAAAAGGACUUUGUCAAAGAAAAGGUGAGGAAUGCACAGCAGAAGCACAUCCUCGCAGCCCAUCAGGUCAUCCACAGGCACACAGAAGACAUGCUCGAGAAGCAUUCUGUUGAGCAACAGCAAGCAUCAGACACUGAGCUACUUGAGGGAGAAACUGAAAAUGAGCAAAACAGCUAAGACUAUGAUUUUAAAAAGAAGCUGUACAAAUCAUCAUAGAGCAUUCCAGUCAUCUGUGCUUCUCCUCAGAUGUGCAGCUCUUAUGGGCUUGUCAAUAUGUGAUGCAUGAGGAAAACAGAUUUAUUUUCUUUAAACUCCCAACAAUUUAAAAUGAUUUUCAGUAAUAAUAAUCAAAUGAAGGAGCUUUACUCUCUUUGGUGUUUCCUAGAGGCUCUACUUCAAGAGAAAAUUUUCUCAUGUCUCAUUUCAACAUUUCGUUAACUAUGAAGAUAUGCCAGCU
Eubalaena glacialis (North Atlantic right whale) is the source of this 2666-nucleotide messenger RNA. RefSeq names its product cilia and flagella associated protein 91 (gene CFAP91). The record is from RefSeq and is a predicted model, not a curated record. NCBI's taxonomy places the organism in Eukaryota, Metazoa, Chordata, Mammalia, Artiodactyla, Balaenidae. The transcript has 18 exons. The coding region runs from base 92 to 2386 and encodes 764 amino acids.